Molecule: messenger RNA, 1938 nt
Organism: Plasmodium gonderi
Lineage: Eukaryota; Apicomplexa; Aconoidasida; Haemosporida; Plasmodiidae
Product: RNA helicase
Exons: 6
Coding region: 1-1938 (645 amino acids)
Cellular component (GO): nucleus
Molecular function (GO): RNA binding; RNA helicase activity; ATP binding
Source: RefSeq, a predicted model, not a curated record
AUGUUCUUAGGAAAAAGCCAUUUCAUAGCAAAUGGGACAACGGUACACAGGUGGAUCACAAUCGGAACUAUAUUUCGAGGGGUUCUACUUACAAUUACCCCCAAUGGAAUCAUAUGGACAGAGAGAGGCCAAGCCAUUUUGAAAGAGGAGGUAGAUCAAUUAAUUUGCAAAGGGGUAGACCAACUUAUUUUGCAAGAGGCCGAACAAGUCAUUAUGAUCAUGGUGGAUCUAGCCAUUAUGGUUCUGACAAGCCAAAUCAGUAUGAUCAUGGUAGAUCUAGCCAUUAUGGUUCAGAUAAGCCAAAUCAGUAUGAUCAUGGUAGAUCUAGCCAUUAUGGUUCAGACAAGCCAAAUCAGUAUGAUCAUGGUAGAUCUAGCCAUUAUGGUUCAGACAAGCCAAAUCAGUAUGAUCAUGGUAGAUCUAGCCAUUAUGGUUCAGACAAGCCAAAUCAGUAUGAUCAUGGUAGAUCUGGCCAUUAUGGUUCAGACAAGCCAAAUCAGUAUGAUCAUAUCAGAUCCUACAAUCAUGAUUCUGACAAACCAAAUGAGCAUUAUCAAGGGAGACCUAACCAUUAUGACCUUAACCAGUCUAAUCAAUAUUACCCUGAGAGGCCAAAUAAAACUGAUAAGGGGUAUUUCAACAAUUACACUAGUGGAAAGCCAAAAGAAUCGAACGAAAACAGUUUAUACAACCAAGAGAGAAAACAAAAGAGCAAUAUAUUUGACGAUGAAUGUUAUAUUAUUAAAUGCAAAAGUUAUGGUAACGAAGCAAUACAACACCAUCUGUGAUGACAUUUUAUACAAAAAUGUUUUUGAGAAAGGAUACAAUCAAAUGACAAUUGUUCAGAAAUAUUCAAUUCCAAUAAUAAAAAACAAAAUGAAUUUGAUUGCUUCAUCACAAACAGGAAGUGGCAAAACAUUUUCAUUUUUAUGUCCAGUAAUUUCAAACUUGAAGAAAGAUAAUGAUACAUUGAGACCACAUUUUCCAGGAGCUUAUGCUUGUAUUUCUCCCUUAGGAUUAGUCCUCUGUCCUACACGAGAAUUAGUGAUUCAAAUUCAAAACGAAAUUAAUAGCUUGACGAAAAACAUGGAUCUCGUUUGUAUGGCAUUCUAUGGUGGAGAAACGAUGAAGGAUCAGAUUGUCCGAAUAAACGAACGGCAAGCAGACAUAAUCGUGUCAACCCCAGGAAGGUUACUGGAUUUAAUGAACAGUUGCAAAGUAAGUCUUUCCUUUAUUAAAUGUUUAAUUUUUGAUGAGGCUGAUGAAAUGAUAUCACUUGGUUUGAAAGAACAGAUGGACGAAAUUAUUUUUCAAAAGGAUCUUUGUCCAAAUGAUGCAAGGCAAACUAUAUUAUUUACAGCAACCUUGUCCGAUAGUUUACGAGAAGAACUUGAAAAGUUUGUGGACACACCUUAUGUGUUUUUGAAUAUAAUGCAGAAGAAGGAGGUGCAAAAUUCUAUUAAGCAGAUUGUCAAAUAUAUCCCAGAGAAGUCGAAACUGAAUGAAUUGCUCCGAGAUGUGAAAACUUUACAAGGGCAGGCCAUCAUAUUUGUCGAAUUGAGAACAUCAAUUAAUAACAUUUUUAUCGCUUUGAAGUCCAAGGGGUAUGACGUGAAUUAUUUGCAUGGGAAAAUGAAUCAGGCACGAAGACAAGCAGUGUUCGAACAGUUCCGAAAUAAGGAGUUUCAAAUCUUAAUAGCUACAUCUAUAGCGGCAAGAGGACUAGAUUUCCCAGAUCUUGAAUUAGUAAUCAAUUAUGAUCUCCCCGCAGAAUUUGAUCAAUACAUGCACAGAAUAGGAAGGACAGGUAGAAUAGGGAAAAUGGGAUUAGCUAUUAAUUAUUUUAACAGUUCAAAUAAAAAAAUUAUUGACAAACUAAUUGAUCAUUUGAAAAAGUAUAAUCAGAUCAUACCACAAUGGUUACUUAAAUUUACCUAA